Molecule: messenger RNA, 2554 nt
Organism: Physella acuta
Lineage: Eukaryota; Metazoa; Mollusca; Gastropoda; Physidae
Product: stromal cell-derived factor 2
Source: RefSeq, a predicted model, not a curated record
AUGUUCUAAACAAUACGUGGAAACAGCAGAAACCACGAACAUGGCAAUGGCAUCCACCGGCACUAACGCUCUAUGUGCAACAUUAUUUUUCUUUUUGUUAAAUAUUGUUUACUGCACAAAGUUUGAUUAUGACUUUGUAACAUGCGGGUCAGCUCUCAAAAUACUGAACUCUGCCCAUAAUGCUCGGCUUCACUCACACGAUGUUAAGUAUGGAUCAGGCAGUGGUCAGCAGUCAGUGACAGGGGUUGAUUCUUCAGACGAUCACAACAGCUAUUGGCAAAUCAAAGCUAAGACUGGAGCUGUGUGCACUAGAGGUAAUCCAAUCAAAUGUGGACAGACAGUUCGACUAACUCAUGUAGCAACGAAAAGAAAUCUACACAGCCACCACUUUCAGUCACCUCUGUCUCGAAACUUAGAAGUGAGUGCCUUUGGAGAGAAUGGUGAAGGAGACGAAGGGGACAACUGGGUUGUUGUGUGUAAUGACAAGUACUGGAGCCGCAAUGAAAAAGUCAGAAUCAAGCAUGUCACAACUGAAUACUAUUUGCAUAUGUCAGGGGAUACAUAUGGCCGACCCAUCCAUGGACAAAGGGAAGUGAGUGCUUACCCUUCACCUAGUGACCUGAACUACUGGCAGGCUGCUGAAGGAAUUUAUGUCAAGCCCACUGAAGCUAAGUCCAGGCGCACGACCAGUGAUGAUGAUGAUGAAGAAGAUGAUGAUGAUGGUGAAGAUCCGAGCCAACAGCGUCGUCACAGUGAUAUAGAUCAUGAUGAGUUUUAAGCAUUGUGUACAAAUUCAGCUGCAUAUUUAAUGACUAGUUUACCAGUGGGUGCUUUAAAUUGUUUCAUAUCUCAAUUGUCCUCUCAGCUAAAGUUUAUUCAAGGUUUUUAAGAACUGUCACUGUUUCUAUAUAAUUCUAUAUUACACCUCAGCCAAGUGUUGCAUAUUAUUGCUGCUGUUCUAAACGAAUCACAUAUCAAAAUACAGCACAAAUGAUGCCAUACUUUAAAUCUACAUGAAAAUCAGAAAGUAAAUGAUAGAAUUGUAUUAGCACUUUUCUUUAUUUUUUCUGCGCUUGUUUUAAUACACUAUUAAGAAAAAAUACCAUAAGCUCUGUCAACUAUAAAAACAAGUUCUUGAAUUAAGAAUAUCGAAUGAAUAUUAAGAACUGGAUGUAAAAAGUGGUUUAAAACAUUUUCUCUAGUUUUGUUUGAAAUACCUAUUAAAAUAUGCAGCCCAAAAUGGAGGGUUUAUUAAAUUUGUUAUGAAAAUUGUGUGAAUCAAUUAAUUACCAUAUUUGAUCACAUUGAGAGUUUUAUGCCUUUUCACAUUUUAAUUUGGCUGUUAUAUGAAUUACAUAAUGCAUCCAUCUCUUUUGAUGCAUUGAACAAUAUUUUUGGGUAUAUUUGAUAUUAUUGUAGUAAUCUAUCAAAUGAAAACUAGUUUUUUCAUGUUUUUUUUUUAUUCCCAUCUGCUAAAGUUGUUAUUUUCUAUGAAAGGUUUCUGGUUGAGUGGCUUGACAAUAUGAAAUAACUUACAAAUGUUAUACAUUGAUCCUCUGAUCAAAUGCAGUUUUAAAAAGUACUAUAUCAACUGUAAAUAUUUUUUGUAUGUUGUAUUUAGAGUACAUGAUUGUCAAUAUCUAGUUUUGUUAGCUGUGUCUCAUGGAGAUACAAAACUUUGGAAAAUAUUUAGUAAGCUGUUCUGUGAUCUGUGUCAUAGAUCUUAAAAUUUACUUUAGAGAUGUUCUCUAUAAAAUUAGAAAUAAUUUCAAAAGAAUGUUUAUAGCCAAGAAUUUCUAGAAUAUUUUAGUUAUUUUAAAGAAAGAACUAACUAAAACUACGUAAUUUCUCUAUUUAAUGCAAGAAUUCUUAGGGCUGAGGAACAAACUGCUAGACAUACAGGAUUCUUCUGACUUAGCUCUUUCCUUAUGGUCACUUUAAAAUUUACAGCUUAACUCUACUAGGAUUCUGGAAUAGGUUUAACUGUAGGUAACUAUAAUUUAUAAACUAAACAUUUUUUCUUGGAUGAAAGCUUUUAAAAUAUUACAAGUCAGAGUAGAAUUUGUGUGUGUUUAAUUUUUUAAAUGUUUUGUAAAAAGAAUGAACAUAAGUGGUUGAUGAUACAGUCUCAUUCCUAUUCUCAGAUGCAUUUUUAUUAUGUUCGCUGUCUGUAUGGUGCCCACUAGGUGGAAUGUUUUUAACAUAUUUAUGUUGUUAAUCCAUCUUUUUUAAUUCACUUUUAAUUCAUACUACUUGUUUAAAGUAACAUUUUUUCUUCAUUAAUUUUAAAAUAUAUGAUUGAACUAUUGCAUUGUUUUGUUAUAAUAAUUUUAAAUAAUGUAUUACAGGUUAAUAAGUUCAGAUUAAGGGGUUUUUGAACAUUUUAAAUAUGUUGAUUUUUUUUUAUUAUUUCAAAAGUAAUAUGAAAGUAUCUUAUUGUUUUGAAUUUUACUUAAAAAAUUUGACUCAAAAUCUUUGUUAUGGUUGGAGUUUUAAGUCCUCAUUAUUUAAAGAUAAAUGUUUUCUUUCCAAAUAAAUGCUACUUGAUAUGUUG